Spodoptera litura is the source of this 1176-nucleotide messenger RNA. RefSeq names its product phospholipase A1 VesT1.02. The record is from RefSeq and is a predicted model, not a curated record. Lineage: Eukaryota; Metazoa; Arthropoda; Insecta; Lepidoptera; Noctuidae. Gene Ontology annotation, biological process: lipid catabolic process. Gene Ontology annotation, molecular function: lipase activity; serine hydrolase activity.
UCGUAUCAAUAAGUACCUGUAUGGCAAUAUCACAUUUUUACACAAUAGCCGGCCAUAACAAUCCAGUGAAAUGAUUAGUUUGAAACAUCUGGAGUUGAUUUACAUCACCGAGUGUCUCCUGUGUGUGAGCCUAUAUGCAGCGAGUGUACCACACACGGUGCCUGCUAAAUUCACCUUGAGCAACUUCUUCGAUUCCACCCUGUCAAUGAUUCAUCCUCUUGUUAGUGCUGGUUCUGAUCGAUGUGAAUCCCUCAAAAGCUUUUUGGGCAUAACAUACGAACAGAUGCAGGUUAAGAACAAAACGAAUUGGUACGACGUGCUGAACAUAGACCUGGUUACUAAGAAUGGUAACAUCAAGUUUAAUCUGACAGCAACAAAGAGAAUGAAUAGACUGAUGGCUCGAGCUCAAACCAUAAUCAUAUUAAUCCAUGGCUUCAUGGAGAGUUCCAAUGGCUGGAUGGUGAACGCCAUAGCACCAGAGCUUCUGAAGAAGUCCAUGUAUAAAGUGUUUGCUCUAGAUGGAAGGAAGAUCAUCAAUCUAGAAUACUUCAGUUCUUCUACAAAUGCAAGGUUCAUGGGAGAGAUGCUUGGCAGUUUCUUGGGUGACGUCAUUAGAAAUGGCGAAGACCCUUCUAAGAUCUACAUUAUAGGUCAUAGCCUGGGAUCCCAUAUCGCAGGGAUAGCAGGAAAGAAGGUCUAUGAAGUAACUGGCAAGCGUAUUGGUCGGAUCACAGCACUAGAUCCUGCUGGACCAUGCUUCAGUAACAUUAGUGACACUGGAAGACUGGCCAGAACUGACGCAGAAUACGUUGAUGUAAUACAUAGCAAUGCAGGCAUACUGGGUUUCAAAGCGCCUGUAGGUCAUAAAGACUUUUACCCAAAUGGAGGGAUUAUCCAGCCUGGAUGCUAUCUUUCUAUAUGUGACCACAGCAGAGCUUGGGAGCUAUUUACAGAAUCUAUUGCUUCACCUAAACACUUUCCAGCACGUAAAUGUGAAAAUUGGACAAUGUUCGGAGAAGGCCGCUGUUCUAAGAACGAGAUAUCUUACAUGGGCUUGGAGUCUGAUGAUGGCAGUCCUGGGGUAUACUUCCUCACCACGAAAGACUCUUUGCCCUUUGGUAUGGGCUCCGCAGGCAGUGGGUAGUGUGAAAACUGGAAUAAACUUUUUAAUACAAA